Perkinsus marinus ATCC 50983 is the source of this 1341-nucleotide messenger RNA. Its product is annotated as 26S protease regulatory subunit, putative. Bases 1 to 1341 code for a protein of 446 amino acids. The record is from RefSeq and is a predicted model, not a curated record. The transcript is spliced from 14 exons. Gene Ontology annotation, molecular function: ATP hydrolysis activity; proteasome-activating activity; ATP binding. Gene Ontology annotation, cellular component: proteasome regulatory particle, base subcomplex. Lineage: Eukaryota; Perkinsozoa; Perkinsida; Perkinsidae. Gene Ontology annotation, biological process: proteasome-mediated ubiquitin-dependent protein catabolic process.
AUGGGGAAUAUACCAGGAGGAAUGGGCGGCCCUGGAGGACCAGGUGGCGGCGAUAAGAAAAAACAGGAUAAGUCUAAAAAGAAGGGACCCGCCCCUCCACCAGCGCACUUCGGCAGGAGAAAGAAGCGCUUUAAUAAGGGACCACCGGGCAUGUCAAAAAUACCAACAGUAGUUCCCACUAGCAAAUGCAGAUUGCGAAUGCUCAAACUUGAUAGGAUCAAGGACUACCUGCUCAUGGAGGAAGAGUUCAUCAACCGACAGGAGGCUAUGAAGGUUGGUGGAGAGGACAGGACUGAGGAGGAGAGGAACAAGGUUGACGAGAUUCGGGGAAAACCAAUCAGUGUUGGUAACCUGGAGGAGCUCAUAGAUGACAGCCAUGCUAUUGUGUCUACCUCCAAUGGUCCUGAGUUUUAUGUAAACAUUCUCUCUAUCGUCGACCAAGAUCAGCUCGAGCCCGGCAGCUCAGUUCUCCUCCAUAACAAAUCCAUGUCCAUCGUGGGUAUACUAGCAGAUGAUGUUGAUCCAUUGGUCAGCGUUAUGAAGGUCGACAAGGCACCUCUCGAGUCUUACAGCGACAUUGGUGGUCUAGAGCAGCAGAUUCAGGAAAUAAAGGAGGCCGUAGAGCUCCCCCUCACUCAUCCGGAGCUGUACGAGGAUAUUGGUAUCAAGCCUCCGAAGGGUGUCAUUCUAUAUGGCGCACCUGGCACUGGCAAGACAUUACUGGCCAAGGCGGUUGCGAACGAGACUAGCGCCACUUUCCUUAGGGUUGUGGGCUCUGAGCUCAUCCAGAAGUAUCUUGGUGAUGGCCCCAAGUUGGUUCGGGAAAUGUUCCGAGUGGCAAAUGAGCAAGCUCCAUCGAUUGUUUUCAUAGAUGAAAUCGAUGCCGUUGGAACGAAACGGUACGAUACGACAUCGGGAGGGGAGAGGGAGAUUCAGAGGACGAUGCUCGAGUUACUCAACCAACUCGAUGGUUUCGAUCAAUCGGCGGAUGUGAAGGUCAUCCUUGCCACCAACAAAAUCGAAAGCCUUGAUCCUGCUCUCUUGAGGCCUGGUCGAAUUGAUCGUAAAAUUGAAUUCCCCUUGCCGGAUAUCAACACCAAGAGGCGCAUCUUCCAAAUCCACACUUCUAAGAUGACUCUAGCGGAUGAUGUAGAUCUGGAAGAGUUUGUUCACAGCAAGGAUGAUCUCAGUGGAGCCGAUAUCAAGGCCAUUUGUACUGAAGCGGGUAUGUUGGCGUUGCGUGAACGACGCAUGCGUGUGACAGCUGAGGAUUUGAGGAAGGCACGAGAGAAGGCGCUGUAUCGCAAGAAGGGGAACAUUCCUGAGGGAAUGUAUUUGUAA